CUUCUCAUCUCUGCCUGCUGUGAUGGUCCCCCCUCUCCGCUGCCAUUUGUGCUCUGGGGCUGGAAGGAUCUCCUUCCGUGCUCGCCUUCUUCGCGCCGUAUGCCAUCCGCCUUAUACACCGCGCUACUGAAAAGCACGCCUUUCACGAUGACGUUGGGCUCCAGCUUCGCCUCCCACAUCUCGCUCAGCAGCGCAAGCGCCCACUGCCACUGCUCGCCCUUCUCGCACGCGCUGAUCCCAGCGCUGUAGCUGAUGACGUUGGGCUCCACUUCGCCUCCCACAUCUCGCUCAGCAGCGCAAGCGCCCGCUGCCACUGCUGGCCCUUCUCGCAGGCGCUGAUCCCAACGUUGUAGCUGAUGACGUCGGGCUCCAGCUUCGCCUCCUGCAUCUCGCUCAGCAGUGCCAGCGCUGGCUGCCACUGCCCGCCCUUCUCGCACGCGCUGAUCCCAACGCUGUAGCUGAUGACGUUGGGCUCCAGCUUCGCCUUCCACAUGUCACUGAGCACUGAAAGCGCGUGUUGCCAUUGCCCGCCUUUUCUGCAUGCGCUGGCAAUCGCAAUGUAGCGGCCUGGGACAAGUUGCACACCUAAUCGAAGUCCUUCGCGGAGCAACCGCAGUGCUACGCUCCAUUGUUUUGUCCGACCGCAGUUCUCGAUCGACGCUUCGAGGGAAAUAACGGCUUCUCGAGACCCUCGGCCGAUGCCCAGCAUCCGAGAAGACACGGCACCGCGGCUUGAGCCGCACUGUAAAUACCUUAGGUCAAGAUCGCUCGAGCCAAGCUUGAGCCAAGGCUACGGACCUGGUGGGGUUACGCGAAGCGUCUAGAAUUGCCAGACUUGACCUCUCGGAUGUCGACCUCUGCAAACACCACAUCGAAGAUAUUAUGAC
Molecule: messenger RNA, 887 nt
Organism: Prorocentrum cordatum
Lineage: Eukaryota; Dinophyceae; Prorocentrales; Prorocentraceae
Source: the annotation of a GenBank genome assembly